Vespa mandarinia (Asian giant hornet) is the source of this 3813-nucleotide messenger RNA. RefSeq names its product L(3)mbt interactor in ovarian somatic cells (gene Lint-O). Gene Ontology annotation, cellular component: nucleus. The record is from RefSeq and is a predicted model, not a curated record. Gene Ontology annotation, molecular function: histone binding; chromatin binding; DNA binding. Gene Ontology annotation, biological process: negative regulation of DNA-templated transcription. Lineage: Eukaryota; Metazoa; Arthropoda; Insecta; Hymenoptera; Vespidae.
AGAGAGAGAGAGAGAGAGAGAGAGAGAGAGGAGGGAAAAGAGAAGAGAAUCGGCACGAGUAUAGCGACGAAGCGAGGAGAAGCAAAGUGCCGCUUCGCGCGUUCGAACGAGCUACAGACUUUGCUACGCUAUUGAACUUCGUUGAUCGUAACAAUCGAUGUUGCUUUUCGUUCGCAUCUAACCGAGUUGUGCUCUGCGCGUUUAACAAGUUUCUUCGAGAUUUACGCUUUCUUUUUUGCCUUUGCCUUCGCCUUCGAUUCGUCGACGAGCAGCGACACUCUUGGACUUUUUCAUCCGUCGGACUACUUUUCUCUUGUUUUCUCUUUCUUGCGGCACGUUGACGGUAUAAAGUUGCGCACGAACGAACGAGGGGCUACUACGCGAGACAGAUCUCGAGUUCAAGAAGAGACAUUAUACGACCGCUGCGACCAUUAUUCAACGACCUUGUUUCUUGUGCUUGUUUUAUGCAGGCUUAAGGGAUACACGUUAUCAUGAAGAGAAUAGAAAAAAUUUUAACUUCGUUGUUCGCGCGAGAAUGAUCCGAUGCAAGCGCGCGAAUCCGCACGAGUGAGGGACGGUAAAAGGGAGAUAGAUCGAGAAAGAGAGAGAGAGAGAAAGCGAUAGGGGUGGGGGGAAAGGUCGAAGCGCGAAUACGCGUGCGGCCGGACAAAAAACGCGCGUAGAGCUCUGAACCUAAAGAUAAUACGCGGAAGCCGACGAGAUCAAGUAGCUCUCUGUAACCCUUGAUAUCGCUAAGUGAUAUAAGAAAAUAACUUUUACAGAGGUGUAAAAGAAGACGUGCACGUUGUUGUUGCCUUCAAGAAGACGAACGUGUGCGGUAAAGAAAGUGUAAGAUAGAGCGAGUGAACGAGGAAGGAAAAGUAAAGUAGAGAGAGAGAGAGAGAGAGCAAAGGGUGGUAACAGCGCUACGUGAAAGGAUGCAGCAGCACCGGGUGGAAACACAGAUCCGUCACGAGGAGCAGAUCCUGGAGGCGAUAGAUCAGUUGCGCCGACGUAAGGCGCGUCCCGAUGCCGAUCGUAUUUGUAACUACCUGCUUCGAAAAUUUUCGGUAGAUGUACGAGAUACGAUCGCCGAUCUUCAUCGCUUAAUCGAGGCUGAGAAGGUUAUACAAGUUGAUUAUAAAGGUAAUACAAGCUAUAGAAACGCGUCCAAGUGGUCGCGUUUACAACUUUACAAAAAUCGACCGGAAGGCUUCGUAAAGGAGAAACUGAAUUCGGGGAUGGUGGCUGGCGCGGUUGCCGAGCUCGUCGUCGAGGAACCGGAUUACCUUGAUCAAGGCGUGCCGGCUUAUAGAUUGGUCGAGCAGCUGCUCGAUGGUGUUUCGAAUCCUACUUCUAGGCGUAUGGUCGAGGAUUUCCUCGGGAAGGAAGUUGCGAGUGGUAAUUUAACACGUCUCUCUAACGGCAAUUAUUCGCUGGUGGCGACAUCCGACAUGACGACUGCAACCGAAUCGACGCAUCGUGAGACCUUCACCCUUGAGAAUAUAGAAAAUGGUAACAUUAGGCGUAAGGACUCACAAACGGUUUCCUCAACCACUAGUGGCCCUUAUGAUUUCGAUGAGACGGAGAAUUUGACGAUCGCCGAUUCGGCUUCAAAUACACCAAGGUCUUCGCGUCAAGCGAGUCCGAAGCCAGAAGCGUCGACUAAAAAGGAAGAAUGUUUCGAUAUUCUCCUUACCAAAAAUCAAGAUCGUACCGAAGAAACUUCUCUCGAUGGCGAUCGAACGAAGGAGUCCGAAGAUCCACUAGUUAGUGUCGACGAACGUAAAGACGACGCCAAAAGUACGGACAAUCAGUGCCAUAACCUCAAAAGAUCCUCCAAAUCGGAACGUAAGCAACGCCUACUCGUCAGGACAGAUGAUCCUAUGGACAUAGAGAUCAAGUUCGAAGAGUUUCGCAAAGACAAUAAAGAAGAAUCUUCCACACAAAAAGAGAAGAGGGAGGAUAACGAACAUUUUAGCGAAGAUCGCGACGACGAAGAUGCUGGUAGAAGUUCUACGAACCCUUCCCCUACACCAUCCAACGUCAAUGUAGGUGGUUUUCGUAGUGCUCGUAGAAAGACCAUUUUCCAGAGAGCAAAAAAAGUCUUCGACCCAUCCGAUAACAACCUUGUAAGGCGAAAACGUGGUAGACAAUCUGGUACUCAAAAUAAAACUGCUACAAUUCAAGAGCCUCAGGAAACUGUUAAACCACAGAUUAAAGAUGGGCCUUGUAGACAAUGUAGUCUUUGCGCUAAAGAAAAACAAGAAGCAUUAGUUGCCUGUCGAGAUUGUACAGUAAGAGCCCAUCCAAGUUGUAUUUACAGUCCAGAAGAAAUAAUUCAUAAAGCUGGUAGUAAUUGGCAAUGUGAACGUUGUAAGACUUGUACUAUCUGUUGCGAAACUUCAGAUGCUGGACCACUAAUUACUUGUUACUCCUGCGAUGAAGCAUAUCAUCAUUGUUGCCAUUCACCACGUGUUAUAAAUCCAAAAUCAAAUUUAAGGUGGCAGUGUAACGACUGCAUUCAAAAACAACAGAAAACGAACAACAAUCAAACUGUCACCCUUGUUUCUACACGACCUGAUACUCCAUCAAGUACACCUGUAUUACCGCCUGUUUUAAGUCCACAAGUAUCGCCUGCUCGCGCAUCUUCUGAUCAAAUGGAAGACGAUGCUACUAAAGAUGGAAUCGAUCCAAAUAUCCCUGACGCUUCAGAUUGGACAUCUGAACAAGUAUAUCAAUAUUUUGCCAGAUUAUUUCCUAAAGAAGCAGAAGUAUUUAGGCAACAAGAUAUAGAUGGUCAUUCUCUUUUAUUGAUGAAAAGGUCGGACGUAUUAAGUGGACUUGACUUGCUCUUAGGCCCAGCACUAAAAAUUUAUAGACACGUUUUAAAACUUCAAGUUAGACGGGAUGAUCCGAAGCUUUAUUGGUUGUAAAUUUAUUUUAAUAUUUUAAGAAAAAUAUUUAUAAGGAAAAUGUUAAUGCUCACUAUAUGUUGUACAGAUCAAUUUUCUUAACUUUACACAUUCUAUGUUAAUAUCUUUUUCAAUUCUAUAUAUUUUUUCAUAUUAUGCAUAUUGUGAUAAUCGGAAUUGGAAAAGUGAUAACGUCUGAAAACUUUGAAAAAAUUUAGUACAUAAUAUAGAGAUUAUUUAUAUAAUUAGAGCGGAAAAACAGUUGUAUUUCUUACACUGUAGCAUCUCUGUUUAAAAGAUGCUUACAUCGUAAGUUGUAUGUUAUAUACUUCUGUUGUAUAUUGUACAACAAGGGUUUUAAAGACUAUUAUGUUUAAAUAAUAUAGUGAGUCUACAAAUAGCCAGUCUUAUAAGAAAAUUGUAGUAUAAUAAUAUUGCAUAGUUUUUAUUUUUGUUACAAUACAUAGUAAGAUAAAUAUUUAGCAUCUUUUCGAUACUCUAUUUAAGGAACAUCGAUAUAUUAAUUUCAGAUAUAUCUUCCUGUAUAAUAAAUGUUUUGAUAUUUACAUUGCAUAUUUUUAUUACUAAUAAGAUAAAACUUUGUUUUCUGCUUUCUAGAAAUGAGAAUUAUGAGAUUAGUAUUACUACAUACAUAGAUCAUUAAUAAGUUAUAUAAAAAUAUCUGAAAAUCUCUUUUACAAGCAGGAACUUACUUUUUUAGAUACGAAGAAAAACUAUCCUGCCUUUGGUGAUAUCUCAUUAUUGCAUUUUGAAAGUACUAACGAUAAUGUUAAAAAACGUUGAUUUUUUUAUAAAAUAUAAUAGAUAUAUUAUGCCAUUUCACUUGUUAUUCAACACUUUGUAAAUUAUGUAACAUUAUAUGAAUACUCAAUUUUAA